AUGACCGAGGACACACACCCGGACGAUGACAGCUAUAUUGUGCGCGUCAAGGCUGUGGUUAUGACCAGAGAUGACUCCAGCGGGGGAUGGUUCCCACAGGAAGGAGGCGGGAUCAGUCGCGUGGGGGUCUGUAAGGUCAUGCACCCCGAAGGCAAUGGACGAAGCGGCUUUCUCAUCCAUGGUGAACGGCAGAAAGACAAACUGGUGGUAUUGGAAUGCUAUGUCAGGAAGGACUUGGUCUACACCAAAGCCAACCCCACCUUUCAUCACUGGAAGGUCGACAAUAGGAAGUUUGGACUUACUUUCCAAAGUCCUGCCGAUGCUCGAGCCUUUGACAGGGGAGUGAGGAAAGCAAUCGAAGACCUUAUAGAAGGCUCAACCACAUCUUCCUCCACCAUCCACAAUGAAGCUGAGCUUGGUGAUGACGACGUUUUUACGACAGCUACAGACAGUUCUUCUAAUUCCUCUCAGAAGAGGGAGCAACCGACCCGGACAAUCUCCUCCCCCACGUCCUGCGAGCACCGGAGGAUUUACACCCUGGGCCACCUCCACGACCCCUACCCCACGGACCACUACCACCUCGAACAGCCGCUGCCCAGGCCGUACCGCCAGGUGAGCUUCCCGGACGACGACGAGGAGAUCGUGCGCAUCAACCCGCGGGAGCGGGUGUGGGUGACGGGCUACGAGGACUACCGGCACGCGCCCGCGCGGGGCAAGGCGCCCGGCCCCGCCGACGACCCCGACGCCUACGUGCGCUUCGCCAAGGGCGAGGCGCCCAAGCACGACUACACCUACCCCUACGUGGGCGCCCCGGACUGCGGCCUGGGCCUGGGCCUGGGCGAGGACCCCAAGGGGCGCGGGGCCGGCGUGAUCAAGACGCAGCCGUCGCGGGGCAAGGCGCGGCGGCGGCCGGAGGAGGGCGAGCGCUCCCGCUGCGAGUACUGCAGGGACCUGUUCAGCCACGACGACAACCGGCGCGGCCGCUGCCAGGACGCGCCCGACGCCGCCAGGACUUGCAUCCGCCGCGUGAGCUGCAUGUGGUGCGCGGACAGCCUGCUCUACCACUGCAUGUCGGACCCCGAGGGCGACUACACGGACCCCUGCUCGUGCGACACCAGCGACGACAAGUUCUGCCUCCGGUGGAUGGCCCUCGUCGCGCUGUCCUUCCUGGCGCCCUGUAUGUGCUGCUACCUGCCCCUGCGCGCCUGCUACCACUGCGGCGUGCUGUGCAGGUGCUGCGGCGGCAGGCACAAAGCGGCCGCCUGA
Pipistrellus nathusii (Nathusius's pipistrelle) is the source of this 1266-nucleotide messenger RNA. Lineage: Eukaryota; Metazoa; Chordata; Mammalia; Chiroptera; Vespertilionidae. The record is from the annotation of a GenBank genome assembly.